AUGUGGGACCAGUCACUCUGGACCCUGUAUGUGGAACCAGUCACUCUGGACCCUGUAUCCUGUAUGUGGAACCAGUCACUCUGUAUCCUGUAUGUGGGACCAGUCACUCUGGACCCGGUAUGUGGAACCAGUCCCUCUGGACCCGCCCUCCACACCACCGACUUCCAGCCUCCACACCACCGACCUCCAGCCCUCCACACCACCGACCUCCAGCCUCCACACCACCGACCUCCAGCCCUCCACACCACUGACCUCCAUCCCUCCACACCACCGACCUCCAGCCCUCCACACCACCGACUUCCAGCCUCCACACCACCGACCUCCAGCCCUCCACACCACCGACCUCCAGCCUCCACACCACCGACCUCCAGCCCUCCACACCACCGACCUCCAGCCUCCACACCACCGACCUCCAGCCUCCACACCACCGACCUCCAGCCUCCACACCACCGACCUCCAGCCCUCCACACCACCGACCUCCAGCCCUCCACACCACCGACCUCCAGCCUCCACACCACCGACCUCCAGCCUCCACACCACCGACCUCCAGCCUCCACACCACCGACCUCCAGCCCUCCACACCACCGACCUCCAGCCCUCCACACCACCGACCUCCAGCCCUCCACACCACCGCCCUCCAGCCCUCCACACCACCGCCCUCCAGCCCUCCACACCACCGACCUCCAGCCUCCACACCACCGCCCUCCAGCCCUUCACACCACCGCCCUCCAGCCCUGCACACCACCGACCUCCAGCCCUCCACACCACCGACCUCCAGCCUUCACACCACCGACCUCCAGCCCUCCACACCACCGACCUCCAGCCUCCAAACCACCGACCUCCAGCCCUCCACACCACCGACCUCCAGCCUCCACACCACCGCCCUCCAGCCCUCCACACCACCGACCUCCAGCCUUCCACACCACCGACCUCCAGCCCUCCACACCACCGACCUCCAGCCCUCCACACCACCGACCUCCAGCCCUACACACCACCGACCUCCAGCCCUCCACACCACCGACCUCCAGCCCUCCACACCACCGACCUCCAGUCCUCCACAACACCGACCUCCAGCCUCCACACCACCGACCUCCAGCCUCCAAACCACCGCCCUCCAGCCCUCCACACCACCGCCCUCCAGCCCUCCACACCACCGACCUCCAGCCCUCCACACCACCGACCUCCAGCCUUCACACCACCGACCUCCAGCCCUCCACACCACCGACGUCCAGCCUCCAAACCACCGACCUCCAGCCCUCCACACCACCGACCUCCAGCCUCCAAACCACCGACCUCCAGCCUCCACACCACCGACCUCCAGCCUCCACACCACCGACCUCCAGCCUCCACACCACCGACCUCCAGCCCUCCACACCACCGACCUCCAGCCUUCACACCACCGACCUCCAGCCCUCCACACCACCGACGUCCAGCCUCCAAACCACCGACCUCCAGCCCUCCACACCACCGACCUCCAGCCUUCACACCACCGACCUCCAGCCUCCACACCACCGACCUCCAGCCUCCACACCACCGACCUCCAGCCUCCACACCACCGACCUCCAGCCUCCACACCACCGACCUCCAGCCCUCCACACCACCGACCUCCAGCCUCCACACCACCGACCUCCAGCCUCCACACCACCGACCUCCAGCCCUCCACACCACCGACCUCCAGCCUCCACACCACCGACCUCCAGCCUCCACACCACCGACCUCCAGCCUCCACACCACCGACCUCCAGCCCUCCACACCACCGACCUCCAGCCCUCCACACCACCGACCUCCAGCCCUCCACACCACCGACCUCCAGCCCUCCACACCACCGACCUCCAGCCUCCACACCACCGACCUCCAGCCCUCCACACCACCGACCUCCAGCCUCCACACCACCGACCUCCAGCCCUCCACACCACCGACCUCCAGCCCUCCACACCACCGACCUCCAGCCUUCACACCACCGACCUCCAGCCCUCCACACCACCGACCUCCAGCCUCCACACCACCGACCUCCAGCCCUCCGGUCCGAUGGAAUGUUCUCCCUCCUCCACCCCUCCUAUUUCCCCCCAGGAGGAGCAGGCAGCUGAGGCCAGGGUGGAGGGACGUGUUGCCAGACCUCAGCCAGGUGGCUCGUCCUCGAAUGUUUUUACCUCCAGGGACGUGUUGUCCAGACCUCAGCCAGGUGGCUCGUCCUCUGACAUGUUUUACCUCCAGGACGUGUUGUCCAGACCUCAGCCAGGUGGCUCGUCCUCUGACAUGUUUCACCUCCAGGGACGUGUUGUCCAGACCUCAGCCAGGGACGUUGUGCCAGACCUCAGCAGUGGCUCGUCCUCUGACAUGUUUUUCACCUCCAGGGACGUGUUGUUCAGACCUCAGCCAGGUGGCUCGUCCUCUGACAGUUUUUUCACCUCCAGGGACGUUGUCCAGACUCAGAGGUGGCUCGUCUCUGACAUGUUUUUCACUCCAGGGACGUGUUGUCCAGACCUCCGCCAGGACGUGUUGUCCAGACUCCAGCCAGGUGGCUCGUCCUCUGACAUGUUUUUUACCUCCAGGGACGUGUUGUCCAGACCUCAGCCAGGUGGCUCGUCCUCUGACAUGUUUUUCACCUCCAGGGCCACGUUGUCCAGACCUCAGUCAGGUGGCUCGUCCUCUGACAUGUUUUUCACCUCCAGGGACGUGUUGUCCAGACCUCAGCCAGGUGGCUCGUCCUCUGACAUGUUUUUCACCUCCAGGGCCACGUUGUCCAGACUUCAGUCAGGUGGCUCGUCCUCUGACAUGUUUUUCACCUCCAGGGCCAUGUUGUCCAGACUUCAGUCAGGUGGCUCAUCCUCUGACAUGUUUUUCACCUCCAGGGACGUGUUGUCCAGACCUCAGCCAGGUGGCUCGUCCUCUGACAUGUUUUUUACCUCCAGGGACAUGUUGUCCAGACCUCAGCCAGGUGGCUCGUCCUCUGACAUGUUUUUCACCUCCAGGGACGUGUUGUCCAGACCUCAGCCAGGUGGCUCGUCCUCUGACAUGUUUUUUACCUCCAGGGACGUGUUGUCCAGACCUCAGCCAGGUGGCUCGUCCUCUGACAUGUUUUUUACCUCCAGGGACGUGUUGUCCAGACCUCAGCCAGGUGGCUCGUCCUCUGACAUGUUUUUUACCUCCAGGGACACAUUGUCCAGACCUCAGCCAGGUGGCUCGUCCUCUGACAUGUUUUUUACCUCCAGGGACACAUUGUCCAGACCUCAGCCAGGUGGCUCGUCCUCUGACAUGUUUUUUACCUCCAGGGACACGUUGUCCAGACCUCAGCCAGGUGGCUCGUCCUCUGACAUGUUUUUUUACCUCCAGGGGCGUGUUGUCCAGACCUCAGCCAGGUGGCUCGUCCUCUGA
Molecule: messenger RNA, 3375 nt
Organism: Salvelinus namaycush (lake trout)
Lineage: Eukaryota; Metazoa; Chordata; Actinopteri; Salmoniformes; Salmonidae
Product: proline-rich extensin-like protein EPR1
Exons: 5
Coding region: 1-3375 (1124 amino acids)
Source: RefSeq, a predicted model, not a curated record